Vigna radiata var. radiata (mung bean) is the source of this 1108-nucleotide messenger RNA. RefSeq names its product XIAP-associated factor 1. Lineage: Eukaryota; Viridiplantae; Streptophyta; Magnoliopsida; Fabales; Fabaceae. The record is from RefSeq and is a predicted model, not a curated record. The transcript is spliced from 6 exons. The coding region runs from base 238 to 912 and encodes 224 amino acids. Gene Ontology annotation, molecular function: zinc ion binding.
AGCAAUGCUGCAUCUACCACCGCAUUCAUUUGUGACUUAAAGUCUUCAAUCAUCAAUUCGACCAAGGCUCCCAAAAAGUUAUCCCAACCAAAAGUCCAUUCAGAUAUCGGAAUCUAAGAUCCACCAAACCUUGUUUAGCCAGAAUCUAAAAUUUUCCGAAACCUAAUUCUCCCAAUUCUAGUAUAAUCCGAAUCUCCAUCUCUUUCUUCUUUCUCCAGUUUGUUUCAGUUUUCGGCGAUGGAAGCUGUUCCGGAUCAAGACAUUAGUAUAUGCACUCACUGUGAUCGGGCUGUCCCUGUUGCAAAUAUUGACUUGCAUUAUGCUCAUUGCUCUCGGAAACUUGAAAAAUGCAAAAUCUGUGGUGAUAUGGUUCCUAGAAAAAACGUGGAGGAUCAUUAUUCAAACACACAUGCACCGGUUCCUUGUUCAUUAUGCAGUGAGACAAUGGAGCGUGAUAUUUUGGAUAUCCAUAAAGGUGAAGAAUGCCCUCAAAGGAUUGUCACUUGUGAGUUCUGUGAGUUUCCAUUGCCAGCAAUUGAUCUGGCUGAGCAUCAGGAAGUAUGUGGGAAUCGAACAGAACUUUGUCACAUAUGUAACAAAUAUGUUAGACUUCGUGAAAGAUUCAGCCAUGAGGCUCGGUGCAAUGGCAUUAUCCAAGAUACUUCUGUGGGCUCUUCAAGCAGGCAUAAAUCCAGUUUCGAGUCUUCAUUCAACAUGUUAAGCUGUAAGGAGUAUUGGUCCUUGAAAUGGAAUGUGAGGGAAACCGAGGGAGAUCCAGCUGCUGCUAGAAGAAGGCCGCAGAAUGACUUCUCAACUAAACGCCUUCUUUUCACAAUAGCCAUCACUGGUAUUGCUGUGAUACUGGGAUCUUUUUUUCUACAGAGGAAGGCAGAGCCCAGUGAUGUGCAUUAGCGACGAAACCAAAACCUUUUAGGAUCCUGCCUUUUCUGUACAAUUCAUUCCCCUGCAUCAGAAGCCGUCGAGAACACAUCGGCAUUGUCAUUAUAGAAAAUAUAUGUAGUUUACAUGCUUCAUUUGUUGAAAAUAUUUCAGUAUUUCAGGAGAUUUUCUGUUCCUUUUUAUUCAUUCUGAUGGUAAUUUCUAGAAA